Calliphora vicina (urban bluebottle blowfly) is the source of this 10380-nucleotide messenger RNA. RefSeq names its product domino (gene dom). The record is from RefSeq and is a predicted model, not a curated record. Gene Ontology annotation, molecular function: ATP binding; histone binding; ATP-dependent chromatin remodeler activity. NCBI's taxonomy places the organism in Eukaryota, Metazoa, Arthropoda, Insecta, Diptera, Calliphoridae. Bases 1 to 10272 code for a protein of 3423 amino acids. Gene Ontology annotation, biological process: chromatin remodeling. Gene Ontology annotation, cellular component: Swr1 complex. The transcript has 12 exons.
AUGAAUGAAGGUGAGUCAGCAGGAGGGGGGCAUCAAGGGUCUAACCCGGCCCCUCCUGCUGUGCCAGACCGCAUAUCAUCAACAACAACAACUAUUGUAACAAACUCAAUUAAAACCACGUCAAACAUAGCUAAUCAAAGCUCCGGAACGACGUUGACUACGACUUCUGUUGUUGCUUCUGCAUCAUUACAACAGCAACAACAACCACAAACAACCAGCCCAAUACCAAGAAGUUUUCAACAAGCUUUUGCUCAACAGCAAUUACAAAUUUCAGAUACAUUACCAUUAACCGGCCCAUCCAUAUCAUCAUCAGCACCAACGCCAUCCGCAACAAUAAAAACGGCAAAAACAGGAAUACAAAUAACGUCGCCGUCUAAGGGUCAUAUGCCUCAAACGCCAACACGAACAACAACGGAUCUAACAGCUGCUACUGCUACAAACUCAGCAAAUACAAAAUCACAACAAGAGCAACAACUAAGCUCAUACCCUGGCUCAUUAGCAGCUCCUAAUUCUGAUAACGCAACAACAUCCUCACCCCUUACCAAACGCAAAAAAUUCGACGAACCUCAUUUGCAACAGCAGCUACAAGAGAAUCAUACAAUUUUAUCAGCAGCCGGCAUUAGUGGUGUUAGUGGUUGUAGUAGCAAUACAUCUUUAGUAGGUUCUUUAUUGCCCACAGCAACAUCAACGCUAACAUCAUCGUCCACGUCUCUAAUAAGUAUCAGUUCAUCGUCAUCGACCUCUUUAGCAGCAGCAACGGUAGCAGGAGCAGCAGUAGUAUCAACCGCAACAACGCAUGAUAUACAAACCUUAAAGAAACGUAUAUUAGAACAAAAAUAUUUACGUUUACGUAGAUUAAAGGAAAAACAUACUGAAAAUGUCGCCGAAUUGUUUUAUUUGCAAACCGGUGGCAAUAUGAUGGACUAUCCUACGUGGCGUAAAAAAGCACCUACCCCACAGUUCAUCACCUUUAGCAAUGCCUAUCGUUUGGAUCAAUUGGUUAACGAUGAAAGAACAGCAACAGCAACAACAACUGCCGCAACAACAGGAACGCCAACACCAUCAACAGCAACAGCUGUUAAUGUUGGUGCAGCGGCUGCGACAGGCACUGUACUGCAACAGCACCAGCAACACUUACAGUCACAACAAUCAAUACCAGUUGCUGAUAAUAUAGCUACAAUUAUUGGUGUGACUGGUGGUAGUGGAAUUAGUAGUAGCGGUAGCAUUCAUAAUGCUAAUCAUACAACCAACACACAACAAACGAAUACGCAAUCUCAUCCCACAACAUCUUUAAUACAAACUUCAUCAGCAGCAUCAUCAUCAUCAACAACCUCCUCCUCCUCCUUAACAGCAAAUACUUCAUUGGUCUCAAAUUAUGGACGUCUGCCAAGCAGUACAACCAAACACCCAAUCAACGCAACAUCGUCAACUGUAUACUCAACUUCCAGCUCCUCUUCAUCUGCCUCUUCAUCUGCCUCUUCAACAGCAUCUACGCCCAAUACACAACAGCAGGCAUUAACGGCCACAGAUGCCAGUGGUAAUCCACUGCCACCUCAAGGAGCGGAAAUAAAAAUACCCGCUGUUGGUGCUACACCAGUGGCCGUGUCAACAAAAUUACCAGCAGCCGUACAACAAUUAACACAACAAGGUGGUACUCCUUUGAUACCCUGCAGUAUAGCACAAGGUACUACAACAUUACGGCGCAAUGGUAACGGCGUGGUCACUAGUUCUAAUACUCCUCCGCCCUUGUAUUCACCCACUCCGAGUGGUUUGUUGGUGCCAGCUGGUUCGGCAAGUGCGGCUACGGCGGCAGCAGCUUCGUCAGCGGCCACCACGCCAAAUAGUAAUCAAGAGUUUUCGUUCAAGGCUAAACAGGAAGUGGACGUUAUGCGUCGUAUUAUGGAAUUACAGCGAGAGGGAUUAUGGACUGAAAAACGUUUACCAAAACAAAUGGAACCACCACGGCCGAAAGCCCAUUGGGAUUAUUUGCUAGAGGAAAUGGUAUGGCUGGCGGCCGAUUUCGCUCAAGAGCGCAAGUGGAAGAAGGCAGCGGCCAAGAAAUGUGCCAAAAUGGUGCAGAAAUAUUUCCAAGAUAAAGCCAAUGCCGCCCAAAAAGCUGAAAAGGCCCAAGAGUUGCAUCUUAAGCGUGUGGCGGCUUUCAUAGCCAAAGAGGUGAAAAUGUUUUGGGGUAACGUUGAGAAACUGGUGGAGUAUAAACAUCACACUAAACUUGAGGAGAAACGUAAAAAGGCAUUGGACCAACAUUUGUCGUUCAUUGUCGAUCAAACGGAAAAGUUCUCCCAGCAAUUGGCGGAGGGUAUGAAUAAAACCCUGAAAGAUGCCUCAACAAAUCCCAGCAUAAAUUCAAGUAGAAUAUCUUCGCCGAAAAGAGAUAAUACAGAUGAUGAAUUUCGUCCUGAUUCUGGUUCAGAAGAUGACGAAGAGACUAUAGCUAAAGCUGAGGAGGAAGAGAAUGCCGAUGUCGAUGCAGAAGUUGCGGCCCUAGAAAAAGAAUCUCAAAUGGAUUUAGAUGACUUCCUCAAAGAUUUGCCCAAGGGCUAUUUGGAAAAUCGUGAUAAAAUUGUACUGGAAGAUGACACAUCAGCUGCAACAUCAUCCUCAGCCGCUAAAUCGGGUGGCAAGAAAGACACUGACAGCGAUGAUGGCGAAUUUGAAGCGGUUGAAACCAGUGAAGAUGAUGAAAAUACGAUAAGUAAACAAGAAGAGGAAGAAAUGGAUGUAGAUCAUCAGAAAGAAAUCGAUGAACUGGAGGCUGACAAUGAUUUAACCGUUGAAGAACUAAUGGCUAAAUAUAAAUCCGGACCUGUCGUUAGUGAUAUGGCAGGCGCCAGCACCUCGAAUAGGAAAUUAAAAAAAGUAGUGGAUUUCGAAGAUGAGGAUGAAGUGAUCAGUCAAGCCAUGAGAGAUUCCGAUGAUGAUUCUACGGCCGACGAGGAGGAUGAGACGGAGGAAGAAGAGGAAACCGAAAGUGAUGACGACAUGGAAGAAGAUGAAAAUGCUGAGGAAACUGAAGAAAAUGAACAGGAUGCCGGCUUAAAAAGCCUGCUGGAAGAUUCAUCUAAUGUCAACAAUAGCAGCAAAGACGAUAUGAUCAAAGAUGCUGCCGCUUUGGCCGAAUCAUUACAGCCCAAAGGUAAUACCUUAUCUUCCACGAAUGUCGUUACUCCCGUGCCCUUCCUACUCAAGCACUCAUUGCGCGAAUAUCAACACAUUGGCCUGGACUGGCUGGUAACCAUGAAUGAACGCAAACUCAAUGGCAUUUUGGCCGAUGAAAUGGGCUUGGGUAAAACCAUACAAACCAUUGCCUUGCUGGCCCAUCUGGCCUGCGUUAGAGGCAACUGGGGCCCCCAUUUGAUUGUGGUACCCUCUUCGGUCAUGUUAAAUUGGGAAAUGGAAUUUAAAAAAUGGUGUCCUGGCUUUAAAAUACUCACCUAUUACGGUUCGCAAAAGGAACGUAAACUGAAGCGUGUGGGUUGGACCAAGCCAAAUGCUUUCCAUGUGUGCAUAACCUCCUACAAACUGGUGGUGCAAGAUCAACAGAGUUUUCGACGCAAAAAAUGGAAAUAUCUGAUAUUGGAUGAAGCUCAAAAUAUUAAGAAUUUCAAAUCGCAGCGCUGGCAAUUGCUGUUGAAUUUUUCAACUGAAAGACGUCUCCUCUUAACCGGCACCCCUCUGCAAAAUGACCUAAUGGAAUUAUGGUCAUUGAUGCAUUUCUUAAUGCCCUACGUAUUCUCAUCACAUCGUGAAUUUAAGGAAUGGUUUUCCAAUCCAAUGACCGGUAUGAUUGAGGGCAAUAUGGAGUAUAAUGAACAGCUUAUACAAAGGCUACAUAAAGUCAUUAGACCCUUUUUGCUGAGACGUUUGAAAAAGGAAGUCGAAAAACAAAUGCCCAAAAAGUAUGAGCAUGUGGUCAUGUGUCGUUUAUCGAAUCGCCAGCGUUAUUUAUAUGAUGAUUUUAUGAGUCGUUCCAAAACUAGAGAAACCUUGUCUACCGGCAAUUUAUUGAGCGUUAUAAAUAUUCUCAUGCAAUUGCGUAAAGUUUGUAAUCAUCCGAAUAUGUUUGAAGUUCGUCCCACAUUGUCACCGUUUCAAAUGGAGGGUAUUUCAUAUGAAACGUCUCGUUUAAUAUGUGAUCUAAUGGAAUAUGAUCCAUUUACGCAAAUCGACUUGCAUUCCCUUAAUUUGUUACUUGUUGAAUUGGAAAUGACGCUGACCGCUUAUGUGUCACACAAAUCUCGAUUACUGGCAGCGCCACGUAAACUAAUCGAGGAAAUCGAUGCUAUUCCCGAACUGCCACCCAGAUGUCCAACGGGAAAAUACAAAUUCCACAUACGUGUCAGAGACGUUAACGUUCAACAGAGUAUAAAUACACAUGCCAGACAAACGGUCAAGGUGGGAGCAAGUCCGGCCAUGAGAAAGGAGGGUAAUAAAUUUGUGCCAGUAAAUCCAGCACUGGCUACAAUGCCAACCGUUGGAGCAGGAGUUGGAGAAACGGCCAAUAGUCGCAUAUGUAAACGCAUAAAUAAUGUCAUUAAUCCAGUGGGUGUACCCAAACUUGGACCAAUAACACCCGCUUGCAUUACCACCAGAUCUCGCGAUGUUUCUAUGACCGAUGCCUCAAUGGGACCAACUCCAGCGAAACAGCUGAAGUUACAGGACACCAUAAAUGGUGAAACAUUGAAGACAACAGUUAAAACAGAAAAAUCAAGAGAUGAUAAAACCUUGGUGGCGGCUUUGGCACAGCAAGUUAAAACGAAUACAAUGAUGCCCAGCCGGACGACGAGUUCGUGUAGACUUAGUGAUGACACAAGUGUUAAGACUGAACCCAAGGAUGAAGUGGAGGAAGAUGCUUCGUCUGAAAUGGAUGCCAUUUACAAUAUGACCGACAUCUUACAACAACGCAAAGAACAAAGAUUGGCCCGUCGCAAGUUGAUGGCCAAUGUCAACAAAAGACGCACAGAAGCUACACCCAUUUAUGGUGCUGAUUGCCGAGAGUCCAUAGAACAAUGUAAAGAAGCCAGUAAUCUUUUGAAAUACUCCAGUUGGCAAACGAGAGGUUUGACAAACUGCUCCACGGCCAUGAUGCGACGUCGUGACAAUUGGACCCUGAACAAGAUUUUGAAAUCAUACGAACAGCGUUGUGAAGAUCUUAAGAGAAUAUUUCAAAAUUAUGUCCUUUAUGUGCCGUCCGCUUGUGCUCCACGCAUACGCUUCUAUGUUAAUAAUUUAACGUCCUCGCGUUACUUAAAAGAACAGCAAGUCGAGAAAAGUAUACAAAAUGAAAUGUCACCAAAAUUGGCCAUGUUGCAUCCGAUUAUAUCGGCUAUGACAACACAAUUCCCCGAUCCUCGACUCAUACAAUACGACUGUGGAAAACUCCAGACCUUGGAUCGUUUGUUGAAACAACUCAAGUCGGGUCAUCAUCGUGUAUUGAUAUUUACACAAAUGACAAAAAUGUUGGACGUAUUAGAAGCCUUCCUUAACCAUCAUGGUCACAUCUAUUUGCGUUUAGAUGGUGCCACGAAAGUGGAACAAAGACAACUGCUUAUGGAGCGUUUCAAUACAGACAAGCGUAUAUUCUGCUUUAUACUUUCGACUCGUUCGGGAGGUGUAGGCAUAAAUCUGACUGGAGCUGAUACUGUUAUAUUUUACGAUUCAGACUGGAAUCCCACCAUGGAUGCUCAGGCGCAGGAUCGCUGUCAUCGCAUUGGUCAAACUCGAGAUGUACACAUCUAUCGUUUGGUUUCCGAAAAGACCAUUGAAGUCAACAUACUCAAAAAGGCCAACCAAAAGCGUAUGCUUAGCGACAUGGCUAUAGAAGGUGGUAACUUUACCACCUCCUUCUUUAAGAGUUCUACCAUCAAGGAUCUCUUCAAUGUGGAAACACAACAGCAAAUGAGUGAUACCAGUAAUAAUCCCACAACAACAACUAUCGUUGCUACUACCACGCAGCAGGAAACAUUUGAUAAGCCCACAACAUCUACUACUGCAGUAUUGGAAAAUCCUGAAGUUGAUUUGGAAAAACAGUCGCUGAAAGCUUUUGAAACCGCUUUAGCUGCUGCCGAGGAUGAACAAGAUGUUCAGGCCACUAAAACGGCUAAGGCAGAGGCAGCCGCAGAUUUAGCAGAAUUUGAUGAAAACAUUCCGUUGGAUGAAACCACCACAGCGGCCGACACUAAUGUCGAACUUAGUAAGGCCGAUUUGGAAAUGCAAAAUUUAGUUAAACAGCUUUCGCCCAUUGAACGUUACGCCAUGCGUUUUGUCGAAGAGACGGGCGCCGCUUGGACAGCGGAACAAUUGCGAGCUGCCGAAGCCGAAUUGGAGGCUCAGAAACGUGAAUGGGAAGCCAAUCGACAGGCCGCCCUGCAAAAAGAAGCCGAACUGCUGAAACAAGAGGAGAGUGCUGAAGAGCCGUUGACCUACGCACGGAAGGAUGCAACAAAUCAGAUCUGGAUUUCGGCCAAUUCUAUGGAGCAAAUGCCGAUGUGGUGUCCACCUACGCCACCCCAAGAUAACGAUGACAUUUACAUAGAUUAUUCGCUUAGUUUUAUGUACGAUGUGGAACCGAUACCAGAAUCCGAAUUGCCGCCCAUAUUCAUUAAAAAGGAGUACAAGCGUUCUCGAUCGGAGGCUGGAUUCAUGAUUGAUGGCAACAAAAGGCCGGCAAAAAUACGUCGUGAAGAAAUGUUCUGUGCACCCAGAUCACUAUUCGAUAGACCCUCUCCGGCCAUAGCGAAAAUUAGACGCGAUUUGAAGAAUCAGCGUUAUCGUGGAACGUUCAAGCCAAAUGUACAGAUCCCCGGCUUGAAACCGCAAAUGGCUCAAAAACCUUUAACAGAGCCCGAAGGAAUGGCUGAAUGGUGUAUAUAUGAAGAUAUAGCCGUAUUACAUGUUCUGGUAAAUUUACAAGGUUUACCCUGUAAUUUAAUGUUACUGUCGCCCGGCCACACACCCAAUUGGGAUUUGGUAGCGGAGAUUGUGAAUACAUUCUCCAAAACCUUUAGAUCGCCCAAACAGUGUAGAUGGCGUUAUGAGACUACUAUACAGCCACGCGAGGAGGGUAAAUUAGUAGAGAGUCCCAAGAAGCAAAAGAAGGUUAAGACCGCGCUAAAAACUGAAUAUCUCAAGAGUCCGUUGAGGUGUCUGAGGACUACACAAAACUAUACAAACGAUAAUAAUGCUACAUUUACAAAGAUCAUGCGUUCUCGUUUCGAUUGUAUUAAGACGGCUUAUUUGAAAAAGGCACCGCCACCCAAGCGACACUUUAACACGCCUAGCUCAAUGAAUCCCAAACAUAUGGAGGUUUUGCAAGAAUUCGGUAUAGUCAAUUAUGACCAGCCGAUAUCACCGCAAAAUAUUGCCAUCAUGAGAGCAAAUAAAUUGCGAGAAAAACAAAGAUCACAAUGCCCACCACCACCGCCACCAGCUGUUACUCAGGCGCCGCAAGUUUGCCAAGGUGUGCAACAACAGCAGCAGCAAACAUGCGGUGUUACGACCUCGAAUACGGUCAACAUUGUGCAGCAACAGGCUAAUCAGACAACAACACAUUUGCAAGAGUUGGUGCAGCAGCAACAACAACAACAGCAGCAGCAACAUACUCAGCAAGUGCAAGUGUCAACAGCUCCCCCCGGUCUGCAUACACAACAGUUGCAGAUUCAUCAAUUAUCCGCGGCAAGUGCAGUGGGUCAACAACAGACUCAGCAGCAGACAGCUACAGCUAUUGUCUUGCAACAUGCUGGCAAUUCGGGACAACAGUUGCAGCAACAGCAGAAUGUUGUUAGUGGCGGAGUAAAUCAAACUACUCAACAGCAUUUGCUGAGACAACAUGGCUCAAACUCCAACUCUCAAAUUGUUAAAGCCAUUGUGACUCCCCAAUCUGGGCUAUUGACCUCAAGUCAAAUGCAACAAUUACAGCAGCAAUCGAAUAAUUCGCAAACAAAUUCCGGCCAAACACAACAUGUGCAAUUGCAGCAACAGACUUCCUCAGGUAAUUUAGUGGGCACGCCAGCUUCAGUUUCGGUAGUACUGACAACGCCAGUUCAAACCAUUUCUUCAACCGUAACAAAUCAGCAGCAACAUCAUGGCAAUCAAGUAUCAUCGUCUUCGGCCCAAAUUGUAUCGCUAUCACCACAACAAACAAUUGUCUCCAGUUCACCGCAGGUUGGAAGCAUAGUACAUACACAAUCUCUACCACAAGUGGUGUCUGUGUCACAGCUGGCCACCGUGGGCACAGUGCUAACAACAUCAAGUGGCAUGCAACAGCCCACAGCCACUGUUACCACUCUUAAUACUUCUGCUCUAAGGGCACAACGAAUUGUAGCUGCACCUAGCGGCACAACUUUGCAGGAUGUAGUCUUGCAACAAAGAUCGGCUGGUAAUCCUAGUCCCACUAUCGUCUCCAUGUCUAGUUUGGGCACUAAUGUGGGCCAAGGCCAACUGCAAGCUACGCAAUUCCAAUUAGCCUCAAUGCCCAGCGGAACACAACAGGUUGUUACCAAAGGCAUUCGGGUUAGUUCCCUACAACAGGGCCAGAAAAUUGCAGCUGCUGGUCAGGCGGGUAACAAUCAACAGGGACAACCACACACUCACAUACAACUCUAUAGACAGCGGCAACAACUAAAAGUUUUACAAGCCGGCGGUCCUGGCCAACAGGGUCAACAGACAGUUGUGCAAACAGCUUCCGGGCAGACAGCCCUGGUUAACGCGCAAGGAGCCAUCAUACAGGGAAGUCUAAUGCAAACUGGUUCUGGACCAACCACAGUGCAAGUUGUGCAGGGACAAAAAGUGUCGGUAGCAACAUCAAAUGUUGCCGCUACCACCCCGAGUGCAACAGGUGUUGUAACCACGGUAGCCGCCUCGCAGGUCCAUCAACAACAGGCCCAACAGACAAGGGCUCAAUUCAUAAAACAAGUAGCCGCUGCAGCGGGUAAACAAACCAUCACCCGACAAGUGGGGGAAAGUGACAUGUUGCUGGUCAAACGACAAAUGUUAUCAGCUGCUACUCAACAGAAAGCAGCCCAGGUUCUGCAACAGGGUGGUCAAAUUUUCACCACUACCACAGCACAGGGCAUACAAUUGCAACAGAGCUCUGUGUCAUCAGCACAGACCUCAACAUCGGUGCAACAACAGGGUAAUAACCAACAAGUGGUACAACAGGUAACACCACAGCAAAUCGCCACCCUUGUCAAGACCUCGGUAGCCAGCUCAGCAUCUGGUAAUGCAAAUCAGGGCAUUACCGUAAACACCGGACAGCAACAAAAUACCGUUAACAUGGCGCUGUCACAACUCAAGCCAGGCGGACAAAUCAAAGUGACCAUGGCCAAUCAAUCGCAAAUGCGACAACUUCACAUGCAACAACAACAGCUCGCAAUGCCACGAAAAAUCUCACGUAUGACACAAAUACAAGCAGCCCAGGCAGCUAAUCAACAACAGCAGCAGCAACAACAACAAAAUACCACCAUCACACAGUCGAACAAUCCCCAACAACAGCAGGGUACACAAGUCCAACAGAAAAAUACGUCGUCGGGUUCAUCGAACUCCUCGAACACGGGUGGCGUUCAAACGCAAUUGGUUCAUAUACAAAAUACCAAAUCUCUGCCCAGUUCGGUGACAGUGCAGCAAAUACAGCAGGUUAUGCGUCAGGGCCAACAGGGAACUUUGGCUACAGCCGGUUUUGUUUUGGGUAAAACCAGCGUGGGCCGGGUGAUACCGGUCUCAGUGGCCUCGCAGUCCAAUCAAAGACAAACAAUACAGGUUGUUUCGGCUGCUUCAGCUCAAGCUCUGGCUGCUGGUAACUUAAGAGCCCAUGGGCAAAAUAUAGCAGGCACUAUUAAAGUUGCAACAUCCGGCUCACAAUCCCAGACACAACAGGCCAUUAUCACAGCAAUACAACAACAAGCUGCAGCACAACAAAGUCAGCGACAAAAUGCCAGUCCUGUACGUUUGCAAACAACGGCAGGUGGCAAUUUAGUGGCUGUAGUGCAGCAGCAAUCUAUGCAACAGCAACAACAACAGCAGCAACAACAAAAUGUGAAUUCAUCGAGUGGUGUUUCCGGCAACAUGAACACUUCGAAUGUAACACAAGCUGAAAUAAUGACGAUAACACAAACAUCUGCAGGAGCAACGAUGACAUCGUCAUCGUCCCAGCAGCAACAACAACAAGGAGCAACAAACCAACAAUCGGCCACUCAGCAAGUGCGCACGUUGGUUAAAAAGAAAAUCAUGCAAAUUCGCAAUGAAAAUAAAGAUUAAAUAAUCCAUUACAAUAUUGUAAUUUCCCAAACAAUGUCUUCGAUCUCUCACACUUUAUAUUUUUUUUCUUCAAAAUUUAAGUAAAUUUAGAACUUGUUAAAAUGAUGA